GGGGUCGGCGUCGGGGAGGACCGGGAACCGCCGUGAAACUCCGCCCGGAGCGCCCCUCCCUGGCAGGAGCGGGAACUGCCCCGGCUUGGCGACGAGAAGCUCUGCCCUUUCACCCCUGUUGCUCGGGAAUUAAGAUGGUGUGCGGUUGCGUUUGAUGGAUAUUAGGAAUCGGUGUGCAACAUUUUGAAGUGAACCUGAAGAUCAGAAUGGUUCGAUCUAAUUCCAGAUCUCAUUCAUCGAGAUCAAGGUCUCGUUCUUGCUCUAGUUCUAGGUCAAGAUCACAUUCUAGAUCCCGUUCUAGAAAAAAGAGAUACAGCUCUAGAUCUCGUUCUAGAUCCUACUCUCGAUCUCGCAGUAGGGAUCGUAACUAUUCCCGAGAUUAUCGAGAUUUUCGUGGUAACCGAGGAAUGAGACGUCCCUAUGGUCAUCGUGCAAGAGGGAGAGGCUAUUAUCAAGGAGGACCUCGAUAUUAUCGAGGUGGCUAUAGGCUUAACUGGCAGAAUCGAAGACAGUCUCGUAGUCCACGGCGAGGCCGUUCAAGAUCAAGAACGCCAAAACAUAGAUUUAUAUCUCAAAGAUCCAGAAGUCGAUCUCGACAAUCACGCCGAUCGUCCUCUGCAAGGUCAGCUGCUUCAUCAUCUUCCUGUUCUUCUUCACGUCAUAGUAGAUCUCCAGUAACUUCAAAACAGCGCAGGUCUACUGACAAGCAUACAAAGAAAAUUGAUGUAUCUGUUCCACAAGGGGAAUCUGGAAAGAACAAGCAAAUAGAAACACUUGCCACUGAUGUUAAAUGUGAUUCUGAUUCUACUAAGGUGCACAGUGAGUUUCGUAAAACUCCUCCCAUUCGAAGUGAAAGCUGGGCAGGGCUUUCAACCUACAAUGACAAUAGUCCAAGAUCCCAUCACAGUUUAUCUUCACUUCCCAGUCCAUGUAGCCUUAGUCCUACACGUUCUGUUCCUUCUCAGCACAGUUUCUCACAGACUGAGCCACCUAGAAGGAGUACAUCUAAGACCAGUCCACCAUCCUCAAGUUUGCAACACAGCCCAGAACAGCAUAGCUCCUCAGCACACAGUGCAUCGCAAUACAGCCCUUCUCAGUGCAGUCCAAUACGAAAAAGUCCUACUAAAGUUGUUUCAGCUCAACACAGUGUUCCUAGAGAAGAUGCUCGACUGAAACAGUUUGCCUUUUCUGGUGAUGCCCUGGACCUGAAAUUCAGUAAAUCCAAGUACCUGAAAAGAUAUGUCGAGAAAGAGGAGAGUAGAACCUUUGUGCUGGAUAGAGGAGAUGGAAGAGAGAAAGAUGCUCAAAAGGAAAAAGGCUUGGAGAAAGACAGGGCAAAGGGAAGGGAAUGGGGGAAUAAAGGAGGAGUAGAUUAUGGUAGCUCUAAAGGAGAGUAUAUGAGGAAGGAAGCUGAAAAAAUACAUUUAACUGAGUCUCCAGAGAAGUGCAGACAGUUUAGUUUAGUUGGGUUAUCUGACGAAAUAGCUGAAUUAGAUAAUUAUAGAUCUAAAUUUCAAUAUACUGUGACAAAUCAAAAGGAAAAGGACUAUGAAUCUCAUUGGGAUACUGGCUGUGAGGAAGAUAAAUAUAACACAAAAAUUGUAAUCAGAAGAACAAAAGACCACGAUAGGUUUGAAGAUGAUAGAUUUUUUAAAUUUAAUGUGGCUAGCUUUUCAUCUAGUGCAAUUAAAGAUAAGCUUAGGGAAGAUGACAAGUACGUAGAGAAAAAAUAUGAGGAAAGAACAGCACCAAAGAAAGAUUCUAUCUCACCUGAGCCAGUGAAAGGUGAAAUAUUCAAAGAGUUCUUUGAUCCAUGCUCUUCAUUGCCACAAUCAAAAACCAUGGAUGUCAGAGAAAGGGAUAAAAUGUCUUUCACAGAGGAAAGCCCGCCUAGAAUGAAAACCUUGCCUGCUGCAUCCUGUCAACCUGAAGUGAAAUUGAAAAUGCCAUCCUCCCAGCUAGAAGAUUCUGUCCUACCUGCAAGUUCUUUGACAACUGAAAGACUACUAUCCAGUGCUCUUGUCCACUCCAACACGAAAGAGCAAGGAUUCCGUUCUAUCUUUGAUCACCUUAAGUUUCCUCAGUUUUACAGAAGUUCAUCAGAGUCAUUUAUUCAUCAUAUUGUGACCCUGGUUCAUCAUGUUAAAGAGCAUUAUUUCAAGUCAUCAGGAAUGACCAUAAAUGAACGCUUUACAUUGCAUCAGAAGACAGCAGGAGAUCAUGGACCUAGGCAGAAAAGUCCUGAAAUCCAUAGGAGAAUUGACAUUUCUCCCAACUCUCUACGAAAACAUACUUGCAUCACAGAGGAAGACUUGUGCUCCAAGGAAGAGAACCGAAAGGCAGAAAAAAAAUUGAAAUGUGAUGCAGCUGACUUGCGCCUUGAUAUUGAUCGACGCAGAAAAGAGAAAAGUAAAGAACGUGAAGGUUCACUAGACUCCAGUACAUCAAAGAAACUUUCCUUAGAAAAACCAGGGAAAGACCAAAAAGAGUACAAAGAUGUCAAAUCCUUCAAGGAGGGAAGCAAGUACAGAAAUAAAGAUCGGGAUCAUUCCGGUUGCUCAUCAUCACCUUCACCUGAACCUCAUGAAGAUAGAGAAGUCAGAAAAGAAAGGGAUGAUGGACCAAGUGGCUUUAAGUCGUUCCAAGGACAUACAGAUAGUGCAGUUUUUCAAGGGCGAGGAAGAUCCAGAGGAAAUUUUCAGUUUCGAAUAAAAGGUGGCAGAGGGAGAGCCAGGGGAGCUUUCUCUGGUUUGAGUACUGUUUCCACCACUACUACAAAUCCAAAUUUUCAAAAGCGAUCCAAGGAGGAGGAGUGGGAUCCUGAAUACACUCCAAAGAGCAAAAAAUACUUCUUGCAUGAUGACAGAGAUGAUGGGGUGGAUUACUGGGCCAAAAGGGGAAGGGGGCGAGGUACUUUUCCAAGAGGACGUGGGCGAUUUAUUUUCAAAAAAUCGAGCAGCAGUCCAAAGUGGACACAUGACAAAUAUCAGGGAAGCGAUGAAAAGGAGGAAGAAAAUGGAGGAAUAGAAGAUGAAGAGGAGAGAAAGGACAGACACAAAGAGUAAAAGGAACAUCACAUUUAAAUCUGUUUCGCCACAGAAAAUGAAAUGAGCCCCUUGGUUGGAAUUACACGAGUGGAUUAUCCAUCUACUGUUAUUUACUCACCUUUUGAUUUAUUGUAAGAUGUUGGCCUUUGAAUUAAUUUCUAACAUUAAUUGUAAAGUCUUGUAAACCAGAAUUCAAAAUCUUCAAGUUUUGAAGGGUACAAAUGUGCGACUUGUCUGCCUUAAUUGUUGGCUAUUAACUCUAUUGAGUACAUAUAGCAGUAUUUUUUUAGAUGCUGAUAACUGCAUGGCUGGUUGAUGUAUGGCAUAAAAGCACAUUUUAGAAAAUAAACAUCUUGCAUUUGGAGAAAAACAUGUUUUUUAAUGUCAUUGACUAUCCUUGGUCAUUUUGUUCUCUGCUUCCUAAAUAAUAUUUACUUACUGAAACAUUUGUCUAGUC
This is a messenger RNA of Mobula hypostoma (lesser devil ray), 3504 nucleotides long. RefSeq names its product bcl-2-associated transcription factor 1-like. Bases 207 to 3065 code for a protein of 952 amino acids. The transcript has 12 exons. Gene Ontology annotation, biological process: positive regulation of transcription by RNA polymerase II. Lineage: Eukaryota; Metazoa; Chordata; Chondrichthyes; Myliobatiformes; Myliobatidae. Gene Ontology annotation, molecular function: DNA binding; transcription coregulator activity. The record is from RefSeq and is a predicted model, not a curated record. Gene Ontology annotation, cellular component: mediator complex.